This is a messenger RNA of Zophobas morio, 5212 nucleotides long. It is a transcript of the gene stol, whose product is annotated as voltage-dependent calcium channel subunit alpha-2/delta-3. Gene Ontology annotation, molecular function: voltage-gated calcium channel activity. The record is from RefSeq and is a predicted model, not a curated record. Gene Ontology annotation, cellular component: voltage-gated calcium channel complex. The coding region runs from base 293 to 3985 and encodes 1230 amino acids. Lineage: Eukaryota; Metazoa; Arthropoda; Insecta; Coleoptera; Tenebrionidae. The transcript has 24 exons.
AGUUUUCCGUAAUGUAGUGAGGGCGGCGUCGGCGCAAGAAUGCAACCCCCAAAUAGAUUAGGCCGACUCGGGGUGUGUACUACAGCCUAAACGCCACCGGUACAAUUCACCCUUGCUCACGGUUCUAACGAAAUUAACAUGUGAAAAUAGCAGAAUCGAGUGACUCUUCGACCGGUAAAAACUAGGCGAAACGAUGCAAGAGCCGACCGUAAAUCAAGACUGAUCAAGAUGCCCCUUCGAUACCGCUUAACCCUCGCAGAUUGACCGGAAGUAGUGUAAAUUUGUUGUGAACAUGGUGUGUGAGAGUCUUGUGCGAAGUAGGACCUUCAAAAAACUAUUUUAUGUGAUGAUUAUUUUGUUCGUUAGAAUUUAUCCAGUAUUCAUGGAUCAGGGAGAAGACAUCCCCCAUAACGAAGUAAGGAACUGGGCGCUCAAAUUUGGAGUAGAUUUGUGGCAGUACGGCAAAUUGUUGACAAGAAUGAACGAGUUACAGAGGAAAUACCACGACGAAAAUAUUAAAGUUGCUCGAAAAGACGGUUUAAUUUUAAUCAGGGACAUGGCGAAGGAGGUACAGAAUAUGAUGAGUUUCAAAAUUGAAGCGGUUAGGAGGAUAACAGAGUCGGCCGAGCAGGCUGCGCUCACGCCACAAACAGAUAACGGACAACCCUUCCGUUACUACAAUGCCAAAAGACUGAAUUCGUUUGGUCCUGAUGGACGACCAGCUGAGGGUACCAGGGAAAUGACGCUUACGCCAAAUCCUCAUUUUGACCACUUACCCGUUAACACUAGCCUUAGUACCGUAUUAAUCCCACCGAAUGUAGAGGACUACGAUGCGGAAGUUACAAACGCGAUUCAAUGGUCCGAACACUUAGAUCCACUUUUUAUACACAAUUACGAAGACGAUCCAUCGCUCUCGUGGCAGUUUUUUGGAAGCUCCACCGGUUUUUUAAGAAGAUAUCCAGGUAUUGCGUGGCCCCCUGAGGAUAUGUCAACAGUCUGGCAACGUCCCAGAAACUCGCGCAACGUUUACGAUUUUCGAUCCUCGGCAUGGUACGUCUCUGCUGCAACUUCGCCCAAAGACAUAGUAAUCCUCAUUGACAACUCCGGCUCAAUGAGUGGUCAUAAAUCUAACCUCGCCAGAGCUACAACUGAAUCAAUUUUGAACACUUUGGGCGACAACGAUUUCGUUAAUGUUUACAAAUUCUCAGAUAUCACUGAAGAAACGGUUCCUUGUUUUAAAGAUAUGCUUGUACAAGCCAACAACGAGAACGUUCGGUGGUUGAAAGAGUCUCUGGCGACGUUUAAAUCGGAAAAUAUUGCCAAUUUCACAGCCGCGCUUGUUACAGGGUUUGAAAUUCUACAUAAAUAUAAUAGAACGGGCCAAGGGUGCCAGUGCAACCAAGCCAUAAUGCUAAUCACUGAUGGACCACCAUCCAGUUACAAAGAAAUUUUUAAAACUUAUAACUUUCCCCACCAUCCGGUUAGAAUUUUCACGUAUUUGGUGGGGAAAGACUCGAGUAGCGUGCACGAGAUGCACUGGAUGGCUUGCGCGAAUAAAGGAUACUACACCCGAAUCGAAAAUUUUGACGAAAUUAAUGAAAAAGUUCUACAUUACAUUGAAGUUUUAGCUCGACCGAUGGUGAUGUAUCAAACUGAUCAUCCCAUCCAGUGGACACCCGCAUAUGUAGGCGGUCGAGCUGACAGUUUUCUGAACGACAAAGUGGGCCAGUUGAUGACGACCGUUACAACUCCGGUUUUUGAUCGACGAAACCACACGGUACGAGUCGCUAACCUACAAGGUGUGGUAGGGACGGAUGUUUCGAUCGAUCAAAUCAAAAAAUUAGUGCCGCCGUAUAAGCUAGGGGUAAACGGAUACUCGUUCAUUAUUAACAACAAUGGCCACGUCUUGUACCAUCCCGACCUGAGGCCCUUGCAAAGUAACGAGCUAUACGAGGACACUCUAGAACCUCAAUAUAUCUCGGUAGACUUAACUGAAGUCGAAUUAGUGGAAAAUGAAAAUGGGCCCCGGGAAAACCAUUCUGUUCUCCUCGAUCUGAGAUUCGAAAUGAUCCAACAAAAAGAAGGGGAGACAGAAUUAGCAGUAAAGAUCCAUUACGACAAUGUGCGCCGCGUUACAACCAGAAGGCAUAAAUAUUUUUACACCCCAAUUGAGGGUACGCCAUUUUCCUUGGGAUUAGCGAUCCCUGAACAUUAUGGCAUGUUUGAAUUACUAGCAGAACAAGAAAUCAAACAUAGCCAAAGAAAUGUUACCGACUAUUUCAAGGGUAAUAACUGGAAAGUACAUCCCGACUGGGUCUAUUGUGAGUAUACGAGUGGUACUUCGGGCGAACAGUGGUUUAGAACGGCCGAAGAACGGGUCUUACAUUUUUUGUCUAGAAGUCGACGCCCUGGAUGGAAAUGGAUGUCUUUACGACCACGUUCACCGUCACAGCGCGAACAUCACCAUCAAACAACCAAAAAAGACAAAGAUGCAUAUUUCUGUGACAAAAAUCUUGUACAAUCGCUUGUUUUAGAUGCCAUGGUAACUGAAGAAUUAGAAAGACACAAUACACGAACAGAAGACACUCACCCUAUUGGCACACUUUUACGACAGCUGACAAGGCAAGGGCAUCAAAUUUUUGGACUAACCUUAACAUUCGUGGCUACAAGGAGUGGACUCCUUAGAUGGACUGAUCACGUCAGUCCGGGUGAAAAACCACCUCAACCGCAUUUUAGCGAAACAAACGUGAAAGCAAUGGACGAAACAUGGUACAAACGCGCAGUUGAUCAACAUUCAAUUGAACCCGAAAGUUUUGUCUUUUCGGUUCCUUUUGAUAGUAAUUUACAAGAAAAUCCGCUGAUCACAGCGACUCACGCAGUUUUUGUUGAACAUAACGACCACAGGGUCCCCGCUGCGGUGGUUGGUCUACAAUAUCAACACUCAAAACUGGCGUCUCUCUUCCAAAAUAUCACCUCGAAGUGUGCUGAAACGUGUCAUAAAACGUGUGCCAGCGACAAACUCGAUUGUUACGUGCUCGACAAUAACGGUUUUGUAAUAAUUUCGGAAAAAACUGAACAUACGGGUCAAUUUUUUGGUCAGAUUGAUGGAACAAUAAUGGAUUCUCUUGUGCAAGAUCGCAUAUAUAAGAGAAUCACCGUUUACGACUAUCAGGGUGCUUGUACUAAUAGUAAGAGUCAUUAUAGUGCCGACGGUUAUAAAGUCAAACCGUUUGAUCCUAUCAAAUCUUUUUUCAAGUAUUUGUUGAAGUUUUUGAUUUUGUUGAUGGCUAAGAUACAAGUUGCUUACGGGACUGCAAUUGCUUACGCCCAAGACGAAGAAAUCAUUUAUUCUGAUUACGACACAAAUUUUGAGUAUCCGAAUGGCGAAGAUGUAAUGGGCGAACAAGAUCCUAUUAUCCCACCUCCUUAUACCAACACACCUUCUUUUGUCCCUCCUUAUGAGUCUGAUCCCAUGGAAGGUGUCGAUAUGGGGCAGUUUGGCGUAAGACCGUGCGAUCGAAAGGUUGAUUUGUACGUUCUUCAACCAGAUAAGUUGAAUGUCAGCGGACAGAGUGACCCCUUGAAGGGUAAACUAACCAACUGUCACGUAACAGCUUGUGAAAGACCAUUUAGUGUUCAGAAAAUUCCAUAUAGUAAUUUGAUUUUGUUGGUUGUGGACACUUUGUGUCCCUGUGGGAGUAAGCAGUUUAGUAUUGCUCCACAAGAACUGAUCUACGAUACAGGGAAUGGAGGCUGUUUGCAUAAACCUAAGGAUAGUUUGUAUAGAAGACGUCCACCGAAGUGUAUUAAUUAUCACCCAGAGGUGAGUUAUAGAUUUGCUAUCACACAGUGUUAUUACUGGUUAUUUUCUCUUUUCCAGGAAAGUGAGAUAAAUAUUUGUGGUAAGGCAUCGACUACUGCUGUAAGCAUCGCAAGUUUGAUUAUCAUAAGCGUGAUGCAUUACAUUUUGGCCCUUUUGUCGUGACUGUAAGUUACAAUUUAAGAUUAUAUACCUUUAAAACGUAAAGAUGCAACUAUUGUUGCGUUUGAUAGACUACAAUGAAAUUUCUUAUAUAUCAAGUUCAUGAUUAUCAUUUAUUCAUAUCACAAAUCGAAAAAUGUAUUAUUUGAAUAGCAUAGAGCAGUUUUUUAAAAUAUAUAUAUUGACAAAAGUCGUAAAACUAGUUGAAUUUUUCAUAUAAUUUAUAAAAUGUGGAAGUAAUUUUGGGUGUAUUUGUACAUAUCAAAUGUUGUACUAUUAUAACCUGUGAUUUUCAAAACAUGAAAAUUACAAUUCCGUAUAAUUUAGUGUUUAUUAACGUAUUUGAUUACGACAAUAAUUAAGUCUGUUUCGAUUUCGGUUGGGUUUUUAUUUUGGACUGUACUGGUCGCACGAUCGCGGGGAUGGUGGGCGGAAAGUUGGUAUCUGCGCGCGCAUCACGUAAUCGCGCGACCUGUAACUAUGACAAUACUUAUAGUAAAACUGUGAAUAUUGGCAUACAGGUUACUUAGGGUAGUCAACAUAAUCUGCUGUUGUAAAUAAUAAAAAAACAAGAUCUGUGUGUCGUAUUUAGUUCGAGUCUAAAUUUAAAAUUACUAUAGCAGUUAUGUUCGAACGCAUAUUUUCUAAUUAUAAUUACAUAUUGUAAGUGCCAGUUUUUCUACUGACUUGAUUUUCGUUAUUUAAGAUGUAAGACAAAUCUGACAAUUGCAAACAUUUUGCUUUGUUUUGGUAUGAUAUGUGUCAAAGUAUUUGUACAUUAUAAGAUUAGAAUUUGUACAUUAUUAGAUACAAUUAAUGUAUGAAAUUUAUUUCAGGUAAUGUAACAUAUCUAUUUUAAAUAAUUGACAUUAAUUAGUCUACUAAUGUACAUGUAGGUAGGGUAAAUUUUGUAAUUAAAAGUUAAUUAUUUUGUAAUGUGGCGUGAAUGAAAAUGUCAUUAGUAUAGUGUGUUUGAUACAGCCAUUUUGGUUAGAUCGAAUUAUGCUAACUUAUUUCGUAACUUAACUACACUAUACUAAAACUGAGUCUUCCAAUUAAAACAAAUAAUUAAUUGUAAGUUAUUAUGAAAAUAUAGAAAAUGUAGUACUACUAAUGUAUUCAAUUUUAAGCAACAUGUGUAGAACAGUUAUUGAGCAUUGUUUAUUUGUCAAACGUUGGUUGUCUGUUGUAUGUACAAUUCAUACUAGACUUCACCAUAUCUUAAAUGAA